Molecule: messenger RNA, 2798 nt
Organism: Gymnogyps californianus (California condor)
Lineage: Eukaryota; Metazoa; Chordata; Aves; Accipitriformes; Cathartidae
Gene: PWWP2A
Product: PWWP domain containing 2A
Exons: 2
Coding region: 1-2367 (788 amino acids)
Cellular component (GO): nucleus
Molecular function (GO): chromatin binding; histone binding
Source: RefSeq, a predicted model, not a curated record
AUGGCGGCCAUGGCUGCGGAGGCGGCAGCGACUGCAGCGGUGCCGGGCGAUGGGGGGGCUGGUGAAGCUGAGCCCGAGAUGGAGCCUAUCCCGGGCAGCGAGGCCGGCGCGGACCCUCUCCCUGCCGUCACCGAGGCCGUGGAGUCGGUGGUGCCUGAUGGGGAGGAGGCCGACGGGGGAAAGGUUGCUCCCGGCGAGGCCGAGGAGCCGCCGCCUGUGCAGCUCGCCCGGAGCCCGGCCGGGACUCGGGAGCCGGAAGCUGAGAGGACGGAGAAGCUGCCGCCCUCCACCCCGGAGGUGGGCUCGCCCCAGGCCGAGCACCGGGGAGCGCCUAGCCCGGAGUCCGAGGAGGAGCCGCAGCCCUGCCCGCCGCCUGCUGGGCACCCUGAACUUCCCGAGGAGGAGCCGCAGCCCUGCCCGCCGGCUACUGGGGGCUCCGCGGAGCCGGAGCCCGGGGAGGAGCCGUCCCGGCCGGAGGAGGAGGAGCCGGAUGCUGCUGCUGCCGCCGCUGUCGAGCCCAAGUCCCCGGUGCCCGUGGCUCCGGCCGGAGGGGAGGCGGAGGCUCCGCUGCUGCCUGGCUCCGAGGUGCGGGUCACCCUGGAUCACAUCAUCGAGGACGCCCUGGUGGUCUCGUUCCGGCUGGGAGAGAAGCUUUUUUCUGGGGUCCUCAUGGACCUCUCUAAAAGGUUUGGACCCCAUGGAAUCCCUGUGACCAUAUUUCCUAAAAGGGAAUACAAGGAUAAACCUGAAGCCAUGCAGCUCCAAAGUAAACCAUUCCAAGAUGAGGCACAGGUGAAGUGUGAAUCUAAUGCUGCAGUCCCUGAUGACUCUUCUCUCACGCAGCCAUCAGAACCUAGCAUAGCUAAAAGCCUAUGGACUUCUAAACCACCUCCUCUCUUUCAUGAGGGAGCGCCAUAUCCUCCUCCUUUGUUUAUCAGGGACACGUAUAACCAGUCAAUACCUCAGCCUCCGCCCCGGAAAAUUAAGCGGCCCAAGCGUAAAAUGUACAGGGAGGAACCCACUUCUAUCAUGAAUGCUAUCAAACUACGACCCCGGCAGGUCUUAUGUGACAAGUGCAAAAACAGUGUUGUUGCAGAAAAAAAAGAAAUUAAAAAAGGUGGCAAUGCAAGUGACUCUUCAAAAUAUGAGGAUAAUAAAAAACGAAGAAACGAGAGUGUGACUACUGUGAAUAAAAAACUUAAGACUGACCAUAAAGUGGAUGGAAAAAGCCAAAAUGAAAGCCAGAAAAGGAAUGCUGUGGUCAAGGUUUCAAAUAUUGCCCACAGCAGAAGCAGAGUAGUUAAAGUUUCCGCACAAGCAAAUACUUCAAAAGCGCAGUUAAAUACAAAAAAAGUUCUCCAGAGCAAAAACAUGGAUCAUGCAAAAGCUCGGGAAGUCUUGAAAAUGGCCAAAGAAAAGGCACAAAAGAAGCAGAGUGCAACCUCCUCUUCCAAAAAUGCACAUUCAAAGGUCCACUUCACACGGCGUCUUCAGAACACCAGCUCAGGUUCCCUCCCACCCCGAUUGCGUUUAAAGCCACAAAGGUAUCGGAAUGAAGAAAAUGACUCUUCUCUCAAGACAGGACUUGAGAAAAUACGGAGUGGCAAGAUGGCAACUAAGCCGCAGUCUCGCUGCUCCUCCACCCGCUCAGCAGGUGAGGCCCCUUCAGAAAAUCAGAGCCCCUCAGAAGGCCCUGAAGAGGCCACCAGUGAGGUUCAGGACACAAGUGAAGUGCAUGUAACUGUUGAUCAGGAUGAACACCAGACAUUGGGCAAGAGAGGCAGCAAAAGCAAUAUAACGGUUUACAUGACCCUUAAUCAAAAGAAAUCUGACUCUUCCAGUGCAUCAGUUUGUAGUAGUGAUAGCACAGAUGAUUUGAAAUCUACCAACUCUGAGUGUAGCUCUACUGAAAGCUUUGAUUUUCCUCCAGGCAGCAUGCAUGCACCUUCCUCCUCCUCCUCCUCUUCAAAGGAAGAGAAAAAGCUCAGUAAUUCCUUGAAAACGGAAGUCUUUUCCAAAAACGUCUCUAAAUGUGUCACACCAGAUGGCAGGACCGUAUGUGUAGGGGACAUUGUUUGGGCCAAGAUUUAUGGCUUCCCUUGGUGGCCAGCCCGUAUUCUUACCAUAACUGUGAGCCGGAAAGAUAAUGGCCUUUUAGUUCGACAGGAGGCUCGUAUCUCAUGGUUUGGCUCCACAACAACAUCUUUUCUUGCUCUUGCACAACUAUCCCCCUUUUUAGAAAGCUUCCAGUUGCGCUUUAAUAAGAAGAGAAAGGGUCUUUACCGCAAGGCCGUCACAGAGGCAGCUAAGGCUGCUAAGCAGCUGACUCCCGAAGUUCGGGCCCUGCUGACACAGUUUGAAACGUGAACAUGGAAAGUAAGGUAGGCAAGAAAUCUGGAGGCUCCGCAAAAUUCAUAGCCUAGUUAGAGAUCUACCAUGAAGGACUUGCCAAGUCAGAAGUUGCACUCGGUUGACUGCUCUUUUUAUACUAAAGUUGUUCCAUUUGUAGCGGUUUCUUGACAGUUAAACAAAUCGAACAUGCAAUCAAAAUUAGCCUAAAGUGAGAACUUCAGUAUUUUUCAAGUGAGAAUUUUUUUUAAAGAAAAAACCUCCUCAAACACCCAAUGCAUAGGAGCCAUAGCCUCAGCUGAAAGGCAGCUUAUUUGCAGGGAAUUUUUUAGUAGUUUCUACCCAGUAUAUAACUAGUUGCUGUGUGGCAAAGGGUUAACACAAGGGAUGAAAGUAGUAGCUGUGACUUUUUUUUUUUUUUUUUAGGUGGCCCAUCAGGGAAGUGUAGA